AUGAUGAUGAUGAUUAGAGUACAGAGCCUACUCGCUUCCUCUUCCAGUCUUCCUUUUCUCUUCAAUUGUUUAAUUUUGAUUGGUGAUGGUUACUUUUCUAUUUUGGCCGAUGAAUCAAGUGAUGUGUCUCAAAAAGAACAACUAGCUCUUGUUUUGCGGUUUGUUAAUAGAGAAAAUGGAUUGGUAGUGGAACGCUUUUUAGGCAUUCUACAUGUGGGUGAUACUACCGCUUUGUCUCUUAAAAAUGCCAUUAUGUCGUUGCUUAUGGAACAUUUAUUGAGUCCUUCCAUGAUAAGAGGUCAAGGGUAUGAUGGGGCAAGUAACAUGAGGGGUGAAAUCAAUGGCCUCAAGACUUUGAUUAUGAAUGAUACUCCAAGAGCCUAUUACAUUCAUUGUUUUGCUCAUCAACUUCAACUAACUCUAGUUGCGGUUGCUAAAAAGAAUGUUAAUUGUACUUGGCUUUUUGACGUACUUGCAAACUUGUUAAAUGUGGUGGGAGCUUCUUGUAAGAGAAGAGACCUUAUUCGAAAACACCAAGCUCAAGUAGUGGCUCAAGCUUUGGAAGUGGGGGAAAUUGAAAGUGGAUCGGGUUGGAAUCAAGAACGUGGUUUGAGUAGGCCGGGAGAUACACGUUGGGGAUCUCAUUACAAGUGUCUAAUAAGUAUCAUCAACUUGUUUCCUUCAAUUGUUAAAGUGCUUGAGGAGAUUGGAGAAAAUGGCUCUCCGGAUGAUAAGCUCAAAGCUCAAAUGAGGGAUCAAGGAUGGGAUAGUCUCUUAGACAAAGUCAUUUUAUUUUGUACUAAACACGAGAUUGAUGUUCCAUCUAUGGAUGCUCAAUAUGUACCUCAAGGAAGAUCAAGACGUUUUGCUAAACAAGCAACAAAUCUACAUCAUUUUCGCGUUGACAUUUUUUUGGAAGUAAUUGAUUUGCAUCUUCAAGAGAUUGAUAACCGUUUUAAUGAGAAGAACAUGGAGUUACUUACAUGCAUGGCUUCCCUGAGUCCUAGAGGUAACUUUUCAUCUUUUGAUAAAGAGAGGAUACUUAAACUUGCUUCUUUAUAUCCCGAAGAGUUUUCAUGCUAUGAUUUAACGGCUCUUGAUCUUCAACUUGAUGUCUUCUUGGAUUCUAUGCAAAAUGAUGAAAGAUUUCAUGAUUUGCAAGAUAUCAAUUCUCUUUCCAUGAUGCUUGUUAAAACAAGAAAACAUGAGACUUUUCCUCUUAUACAUUUGCUAAUCAAGUUGAUGUUGAUUCUUCCUAUUAUUCAAAUGACGUGA
Molecule: messenger RNA, 1275 nt
Organism: Amaranthus tricolor (Joseph's coat)
Lineage: Eukaryota; Viridiplantae; Streptophyta; Magnoliopsida; Caryophyllales; Amaranthaceae
Exons: 5
Coding region: 1-1275 (424 amino acids)
Source: RefSeq, a predicted model, not a curated record